AUGUCAUACUGGUUUGAAGGACGCAACAAAUAUGUGAUCUUGGUGAAUCCGAUUUCCGGUCUCAUGAUGUCAUUGUUUCUAUUGUAUUCUGCUGCGAAAAGCGGGAUAAGCAGACAAAAUGCUGCCAAGCUGCAAGCCAAAGAAGAAGAGGAAUUGGCCAAAGCCAUCGCCUUAUCACUGAAAGAGUCAGAGAAUAAGCCAUCAGCUCGGGCCGCUUCAUCCAACGCGACAGCACUAUCUUCGUCUACUGUAGCUCAAAGCAGCUUCAGCGGCACAGCCAAUCGUCAAACGACUUAUCCUAGUCUAACUAAUGAAACAACCACUCAGGCGUCCGUAUCUACCGCUGCUGUAGCCAAAGGUCGAGUCCGUGCCCUGUACGAUUUCGAGGCAGCUGAAGAUAAUGAACUGACGUUUAAAGCUGGAGAAUUAAUCGUCCUGCUGGAUGACUCCGAUGAGAAUUGGUGGCGUGGUAGCAAUCAUCGUGGUGAGGGUCUGUUUCCCGCUCAAUUUGUCAAAAGAGAACCAGAGGGGGGAGCUCCAAAUGCACCACAGCCUCUCGCCGCGGCCUCUGCGCCAGAACCCUCGAACGUCGUUGGUACAUCUCCGAAUACCGCGGUUCAAUUAGACGCCGGCAAACUGGACGAGUGUCUGCGAUUAAUCAAUUUAGUCGAUCCAACCGGCGAAUUUCGCCCCGAUCCGCCAGAACUCGCUCAACUGGAGGCAGAGUGUAAUGCUAUGGCACCGCUUGUUGAUCCCGAGCUGGAAAAGGUGGAUAAGCGAGUAUUGAUGCUGUCCGACCUGAAUCAGCGAUUGUUAGACGCAUUCCAAAUGUAUCACGAUCUGAUGUCUCGACCCACUCUGUCUCAAGUCCCACCGGGCGCAGCUCCAUCUACAGUCGGUUAUUAUGUUCCCGGUCAGACAGCGGCAGCAUAUUUGGGCGCCUACGCUACACAAAUCGGAGGCGCCGUUCCCUAUGCCGUAGUUGGUCAAGAUGGAAUGCAACCAACGAGUUCCUAUAACCCUUCGAUGAUUGGUCAUCCAUCCUCAAUGCACUCCUAUACAACGGCCGCGGAUACAAUGUACGCUUCAGCUCCUGGUCCGUCAUCAUCGUCUAUGCAUUAUGGACAAGUAAACGCAGGAGUCGCCGUCAACGGUGCAGGAGCUGCUACCGUUCCGACCUCUGCGGCUGGACCUGGUGCACAUCCAUCUGGAAUGACCGCCUGUUCGGGACUCCCGCCUUCUCAUCAGUACUACCCCAUGAUGUCUGAUGGCUCGAUGGAUCCCAAGCUAAAUGCACAAGCGAUGCAAUCGGCGUCAGGCUAUCCUGGCCCAGAACAGUACAAUGGUGAGUAG
Echinostoma caproni is the source of this 1353-nucleotide messenger RNA. The record is from the annotation of a GenBank genome assembly. NCBI's taxonomy places the organism in Eukaryota, Metazoa, Platyhelminthes, Trematoda, Plagiorchiida, Echinostomatidae.